Molecule: messenger RNA, 1632 nt
Organism: Cotesia glomerata
Lineage: Eukaryota; Metazoa; Arthropoda; Insecta; Hymenoptera; Braconidae
Exons: 1
Coding region: 1-1632 (543 amino acids)
Source: RefSeq, a predicted model, not a curated record
AUGCGGAAACAAGAAUAUUUGGAUGAAAUGAAUACUAUGGUCACAGAUGAGAGCACUUACAUCAAGACAAGAGUGGAUCCCACUUCAAGAUUACAAACGUCGGCGAAUGCGUUAAUUAAAAAACUUGAAGAUAAAAACUUUAUUGAUGAGAUUAAAGGUAAACAAAUGAGAUCUUACAACGCUUUACCACCCAGGUUAUACGGGUUAAGGAAAACGCAUAAAGUUGGAUGUAAAUUGAGACCAGUAGUAAGUAACAUUGGUUCUCCGGUCUAUGAGAUAUCUAGAUUUGUACAUAAGGUCUUAUCCCCGUAUGUACUGAGUCUCAAGUUCAAUAUGAAGGAUUCAUAUCAGUUUGUUGAUAGGAUCAAAUCGAUUGUCGUAGAUAAUGAUUACCAGCUAAUUUCCCUUGAUGUUGUGUCAUUGUUCACUAAUGUCAAGAGAAGUUUAAUUAUCAAGAUUAUUGACGACCGAUGGGAAGAUAUGAAGGAGUUUGUGGAUUUGGAUCGUGAUCUAUUUAUUGAUCUGGUGAACUUUUGUUUUGAUUCCGGAUAUUUUUUGUUUCAAAAGAAUUUUUACCUACAAAAAGAAGGAUGUGGGAUGGGCAGCCCGGCAAGUCCGUCAAUAGCCAUCACUGCAGUGGAUUUUGUAAUAUCGAAAGCAUUGGAGAAUUUGGACUUUGAGAUUCCAGUUUUAGCAGCGUAUGUUGAUGAUCUUUUCUUAGUGGUUCCAAAGAAUAAGGUGGUUACCGUCUUACAAGUUUUCAAUUCAGUUGAUGCUGACAUUCAGUUCACAGUUGAGAAUGAAGUUGAUGGAAAACUUCCUUUUUUGGAUGUCCUGGUAUGCAGAACAGAUUCAGGUGAACUCAAAACUUCUUGGUAUCAAAAACCUUAUAGUUCUGAGAGAGUGCUGAAUUUUAAAUCUAAUCAUCCUUUAAGCCAGAAGUUAGGUGUAGCACAAGGUUUUUUCAAUAGAGCUAUACGCCUAAGUCAUGAGAGUAUGGUUUCUAUAAGUAUAAACAAAGUUAGACACCUAUUGCUGAAUAACAACUAUCCACGCUCAGUUGUGGAUAAGUGUCAAAAAGUUACUGUUGACAGAGUCAAGAAUAACUUGAGAAACAAUGCUGGUCUUAGAGGGUGGUCGUUCUGCAGGUUUCCAUUUAUAAUGGGUUUAUCACCGAGAAUUGGUUUUCUAUUUAGACCGACCAAUUGCAAAUUGGUAUUUUACAAUGUCUUUAGGUUUAAAGAUUUGUACAGCAGGUUAAAAGAGGCAGUUGAUAAGGGGGAGAGAGCCUUUGUGGGGUAUAAGGUACCUUGCACAUGUGGAAAGGUUUACAUUGGGCAAACGAAACAGAAAUUAAAGAAGAGAUUGUAUCAACAUUCUGUGGACUGCAGACCGGAAAGUUUGUUGAAACCGAACAGGACAGCUUUAGCAGAUCAUCACUUUGACAGGGAACAUAAUUUCCAGUUUGACGCUACAGAAAUUUUGGAUUAUGAAACCCAUUAUUUUAAACGUAACGUCAGUGAAAUGUUUUUCAUUAAAGUGUUUGAUUGCGUAAAUUACAGGUCUGACACUCUGAGUUUGAGUUCUUCUUACUGUGACAUUAUUGAGUCGGUUAAAUGUUUAUUUAGAUAG